CGUGACACCAGUAAUUGAUUCCUAUAUAACUGAUACAGAACUACUCCUCACUAUACACAUAUUUCAACCAGGCUUAAUUAGAGUUUGGAGUAUUUCAACCUGGCCUGAUGAGCUUUUGGAGUAUUUCUGUUCAUGUAUUGUUGUUAUAGUGAUGCCCCUGUGCAUUGCUCAGCCCUAUUCUUCAAAACAAUGUAAUGAUUGACAAACUGAGUGAAUUGGACAGGGAAAAUCAUGUCAUUUGGGAUGUGGCAACGAAUUGUAACUAAUGGCUCCAGGCUGCCCAUCACUACCUUAGAUAGCAAGGAAAGGGUGGUGAUGGAGUCUUAUGGAGACAAAUAAUAGCAUACCAUGAAAAAUAUUAGAUGUGUAAAAACUCUUUGUGAAAUGUUGUCAUGAGGUAACGCCAUACAGUAAAGAGAAUCCAUAUUUCCAACCUGUGGAAAGGCCUGAUCACACUACAGCCACAACUAAAACAGUUACAAACCACUCAGGCAGGAUAGCAGCACCGGUAGUGGGAUUCAAAUUACUUUCCACUUUUAUAGCAGUUGUCACCCUCUGGAUCCUGAAACCACUACAAUCCUCCCAUUUACACAUUCAUGGGUGACCUAUUUGUCAACUAAUGAGGCGAGUGGUGUUCCAAGCUCCUGUCUCCUUAACAGUAUAUCAGAACUGCAGAGCAUUUGGUUAAAAGGGGGAAACUGCAGUCAGAUCCUACGGCUACCAGAAUCUGGAUUUUUGAGGUUUUGUAUAACGGCUGCUUCAAUGGUUCCUGUGCCUGCAUUCUUUAAUCUAUAAUGGAAUGGCUGAUAUCAUCCGAAAGCAAAAACUCUUUAGAAUCAACAGGAAGUGAGAGAAAGAGUUUGAUGUACUGCCAAUGAGUUUCAAGGGCUAGCAUUUUCUUUCCUUAUACGUGGUCAUCAAAAUGGAAACACACCUUGGAAACACAGUUGAGACUCAUGCCCUGGCCCACUGAAGCCGUUUGACACAGCUGUCUUUGACCUUUCCAAAUCCACUUUUGUGUGGAUAUGCACAUGCAUUUUGCCAUGUGUUUUUUUUGAGACUCCGAAAGGGACCUUUUGGUUACCCAAAACACAACCUCCAAAUAAAAUAUUACUGCACAAGAACCUUUUCAGCUGGAAGCAUGAUCUUGGUCACAAACCAUUGCUAACCCCUUGAGGAGUUGUACAAUCACUCACACUGGAUAGCAGCACCAUUAGUGGAAUUCAAAUGACGUUUCACAUCUAUAGCUGUUAUCACCAUCUGGAUCCUGAAACCUUAACGAUCCUCCCAUUUACACCUUGAUGGUUGACAUUUUUGUCAACUAAUGAGGGGAGUGGUCUACAGCUUCGUUUCUACAGGAGUGGCCCAUAAAGCUCCUGUCUCCUUAACAUUAGAUCAGAACUGCAGAAGACUUGGUUAAAAGAGGCCAUCUGCAAACAGUACUAUCCUAUGGCUAUCAGAACCUGAAUGACUGAGAAUCUUCAUAGACGCUCAUCACAACUCACAAUGAACAUGACUCACAUAAAGGAAGAGGACAUUUAUGACUUUCUACCCGACCAUUUGUCUACAGAAACGAAAGAUAGUUGUACUUGGACACCAAUUUGCAAAGAAGAACCAGGUUUGUCACCUGAAGUUGAAAGAGAAGAGAAGUUUCAUGUCAUGCAAUUUAGUGACAUCUCUACAAUUCAGCCUUUAACUCCUUCACAACAGUCUGUUUCCUUGAAGGUGGUUAAAGAAGAAGACAUUUAUGAUUUCCUCCCGGAGUAUUUGUACAGACCAAAGGAGGAAGAGAAUGAAACUGAGACAUCAGACGUUAAAGAAGAAGCUCUGGACAUGAAAUGUGAAACAGAUUCUUCCCUAACGGGACACAAUGCAGACAUGGCUCCAGCAGGUACCACGGGUGAAAAGAACUGUGAAACAAAAGACUUAUCAUCAAAGCACAAGAGAACCCAUACAGCAGAGGAGCAUUACCAGCAUGUUACAUGUGGACAAGGCUUUGUACGGAAAAAUUAUAUCAUCACCCAUCAGAGUGUCCUUACUUUGGAAAGACCUCACCAGUGUGCUACAUGUGGGAAAGGCUUUACAAAGAAACAUGAUCUCAUCAGGCAUCAGAGAAUCCAUACUGGGGAAAAGCCUUACCAGUGUACUACAUGUGGGAAAGGCUUUUCACAGAAAUAUGAUCUCAUCAGGCAUCAGAGAACCCAUACUGGGGAAAGGCCUUACCAGUGUACUACAUGUGGGAAAAGCUUUGUAGAGAAAAGGGCCCUCAUCAGGCAUCAAAAAACCCAUACUGGUGAAAAGCCUUACCAGUGUACUACAUGUGGAAAAGGGUUCACACAGAAAUGUAAUCUCAUUGCUCAUCAAAAAACCCAUACUGGGGAAAGACCUUACCAGUGUACUACAUGUGGAAAAGGGUUUACACAGAAAAGUACUCUCAAUGCUCACCAGAGAGCCCAUACUGGGGAAAGACCUUACCAGUGUACUACAUGUGGAAGAGGGUUUACACAGAAAAGUACUCUCAAUACUCAUCAGACAACCCAUACAGGGGAAAGGCCUUUCCUUUGUGCUAGAUGUGGAAAAGGGUUUACAAGGAAAUGUAAUCUCAUUACUCACCAGACAACCCAUACUGGGGAAAGGCCUUACCAGUGAGCUGCAUUUGGAAAAGGCUUUGUACAGAAAGGUGAUCUCAACAGGCAUCAGAACAUUCACAUUGACUGCAAUUAACAGUGCCUAAAACGUUAGAUAACCCAGCCUCUCAACACAUAUACACCAUAGAAACUUUAUUCACAGUUUUCAAGUGUUGCUUUUCCUCAUUCAUAUUAUGAUUUUAUUCCUUUGCUUUGCACACGUUGAUUACUUUAUUACAACUUGAAAAUCCUUCAGAAAUGUAUCAGUUAUUUUGUGUAUAUGACUAUUUCUUAAAUCAAGUGUUUUUUUUCAUGGAGCAAGGAGUGUUUCUGUAGUAUAUUCCCUAAAUGGGUGAAGUGAUCAGGAAAUCAAUGAAUUAUUUUACAAAUACAGAGACCCAGAGCAUGUACUGUAAAGAAACAACAGCACACAUCAAGGGCAACUUUACAACAGUGGUUCUCAACCUUUCUUGAAUUGCACCCCCUGGACCUCAACAUAAGCCCUGCAACGCCCCCCUAAUAAUUCUGCCAAUGUCAGUAAUAGUAUCAAAAAAUAAAAUGGACUAAUGUCGCCCAAUGGAAACUAAGCACUGCACCCUCUACUGUGUCCUUCUCAAUCCCCCCCUAUGGCUGCCCAACACCCCCUUGUUGAGAAACUCUAUUGCUGAACUAUUACUACAUUACACUACACUAAGUAUCGCUAAUGUGAAGCUGUUAAUGCUUAGAAAUGUUGGAAUGGCUGUGGAUAACAAGCCUUAUAUUGUCAUGGCGAAGUAUAGUGUGUAUAGAGUGUAAUGGCUGCCAUUGUUAUCAUCAUGCCAGAUUAGAGUGUAACAGCUGCGAUUGUUAACAUGCCCGAUUAGAGUGUAAUUGCUGCCACUGCUUACAUAUAGCGUAUAUAUAGCGAUAACGUCUAACCUAUGAGAAAGGUAUCUCUCAUUGGCUCCCAUUAUAGCCCCGUUGGCAAACGCAGCCAAGUAAAAUAUGAAUGGGAGCCUAUUGGGCUAAAUGGCUCAGCAAGGAUUUGUGACGGUUCUGUUCUCUGGUUUGUAAAGAUGUGUGCACAUUCUGUACCUUAUCAUGGAAGUUAUAUUAGAAGUGAAUUUAAAGGUUCCUGACAUGGCGUUGUUCUCCCAAAGACGUGUUAGUUUUGUCCUGCAACACGCUAGCAUUUGGCUAAUACCUGCUGGCUGAGGAAUCUCUGCGACUAUUCACGACCAGAGCUGACGAGAGACGUACUCUGACUGAUCCUAGCAGAGACAUCUACGGUCACACACCUCAAAACCCCCCACCACCAUCCAACAUGUUAAUUGAAGGUGCCCAAAUUCUUAAGGAUGAGCGCAGUCAUUUCCUUUACCCCAUUUACACGUACCGCUUUUCCACCACCUUAAAUGCAAUAAAUAACAGGUGUCCGCAACAAUCCUAACAUAACUUUAAACACAUCGACAUCUGAAG
Messenger RNA from Engraulis encrasicolus (European anchovy), 4082 nucleotides. RefSeq names its product zinc finger protein 239-like. Gene Ontology annotation, molecular function: DNA-binding transcription factor activity, RNA polymerase II-specific; RNA polymerase II cis-regulatory region sequence-specific DNA binding. Lineage: Eukaryota; Metazoa; Chordata; Actinopteri; Clupeiformes; Engraulidae. The transcript is spliced from 2 exons. Bases 1468 to 2649 code for a protein of 393 amino acids. The record is from RefSeq and is a predicted model, not a curated record. Gene Ontology annotation, biological process: regulation of transcription by RNA polymerase II.